Molecule: messenger RNA, 1764 nt
Organism: Peronospora belbahrii
Lineage: Eukaryota; Oomycota; Peronosporomycetes; Peronosporales; Peronosporaceae
Source: the annotation of a GenBank genome assembly
AUGGCUUCCUCGUCUUCAUGGGUGGUCCUCAAAUUUGGCGGCACAAGCGUGUCAACUGCAGCACGUUGGCGCUGUAUAUGUGAACAGGUUCAUGCUCAUCUCGAGUCUGCGUCAUCUCCACGCGUGUGGGUCACCAUCUCAGCGCUGUCCCAGAUUACAAACAAGCUGACAAGGGCGCUGGCGCUGGCCAGUGAACGUGGCUGCAGCCACCUUGAAGUGGCUACCGAUAUUGUGCAGCAACAUUUUGUACUGGCUUACGAGGUAGGAUUAUUUCCUACAUUGGUCGGUGUUGAGAGCGUGAACAUGCGCGACCAGUGGCAGAAGUUGUGGUUGGACAGCGUGCUCGGUCACAGCCACGAAAGGUCAUCGUUCUUUACUUCACCUAUCGACCCGCUAUUGCCUAAGAUGUUACACCCACUCCUACAGGAACUUCAAAACCUCGUACGGGUGUUAGAGGGCAUUAAAUUGACUGAGGAGGCGUCACCUCGUAUUCAAGCGCGGGUGCUUGCCUUUGGUGAGUUGCUUUCGACGCAUUUGGGGUGGUGCAUCAUGUCUUACUAUAAAAUGGUGGAUGUGGAAAGAGUUGACGCCAGAAAACUCUUAAUAAGCGACGCGACUAGUGCUAAGUCCGAAGAGGACCGGUAUCUGCAGGCGGAAGUCAUCCCCCGUCGGGACCUCAAACAGGCUGAAAAUGCAGCAAAUGGCAAGCGUGUGGUGCUUACUCAGGGAUUUAUUGCGAGCACUAUCACGGGUGCGACGUGUGUGCUGGGACGCGGAGGUAGUGAUACGUCAGGAUCGUUGUUUGCGGCGCUGCUGGGAGCCCUGAAGUACGAAAUCUGGACGGACGUGCAUGGCAUGUUUACCUCCGACCCGCGCUACGUCCCUGACGCUCGUCUUAUUAAGAGUCUGGACUACCGUGAAGCGCAGGAGCUGGCUGCAAUGGGUGCCAAGGUUUUGCACCCGCGCUGCAUUAUCCCUGCGCAAUGGGCGAGGGUACCACUAGAGAUUCGUAACACUAAUGAUCCGACCGGUGCAAAGACUGUCAUCCAUCCUGCUACUGACUCGGACAAGGCUGGUGGCGGAAGCCCCAAGAUUUUAGCUGUAGUGAAGCGCCAGAAUAUGACGACGCUUAGCAUCACAGCAUUUGACAUGUGCGGCACGUCGGGAUUUUUGGCUAAGGUUUUUUCCCCAUUUGAAGCUUAUGGUAUUUCGGUGGAUCUUAUAGCGACAUCACAAUUUUCUGUGGCGGUGACCUUGGAUCACAUCCCUGGUGGCAUUGAUGGCGCGCCAUUCCAGCAGCUGCUAGAAUCGCUAAACGAACACUCUGAGGUGCGUGUGUUUGAGGAGUGCUCGGUGGUUUCGAUUGUUGGACGUGGCUUGCGUAAGGCACUGGCGGAGCUUGGUUGCGUAUUCAAUGUACUUGGGAACUACGACGUUUUGCUGCUCAGUGAGUCUGCUGAAGAUUUAAAUCUGUCAUUUGUUCUUCAGCAAAAAGAGGCAGGUGACGUUGUCACUCGCAUGCAUAACUUUUUCUUUCCUAAUGAGAAGCAGAUGUCACCAACAGCGGCGAAGGCACAGGUUCCGACAGCACGGCCACCUCUUUCACCUCACCCAACUACAGCUACUACUAAUGGAACAGUUCCUGCGCCAAUUGUAACGAGUUUUCCGCAAGUAAGUAUUCGUCGAUCGCCUUCGCGUGAGUUGCUCUUUGGCCCAACGUGGCAAUCUUUGCUGGAUGCCACGUCGACUGACAAGAGAGCUUAA